Messenger RNA from Uranotaenia lowii, 1362 nucleotides. RefSeq lists its product as uncharacterized. Gene Ontology annotation, biological process: nucleosome assembly. Gene Ontology annotation, cellular component: nucleosome. NCBI's taxonomy places the organism in Eukaryota, Metazoa, Arthropoda, Insecta, Diptera, Culicidae. The coding region runs from base 235 to 756 and encodes 173 amino acids. The record is from RefSeq and is a predicted model, not a curated record. The transcript is spliced from 3 exons. Gene Ontology annotation, molecular function: DNA binding.
GCGGUAGAUGGUGACAGGCACUCAUCGCGGUGCAGUUGCUCUUAGAGAACUCAUCAGCUUCCGAAUUCCAAAUUACGAACCGAAAAAGAUCGAUCCGCCGGCAAAAACGAUCAACCGCAAAACGAUCGAUCAUCAAUUUCGGAUUGAGUUUCGUUCAAGUGCGAUCGUUGUGAAAACUUUGUGUGAAAAAAUUUUCGUUUUAUUCUUAUUAUUUCCGAAACCGAACACUCCAAAAUGACAGGUCUAUUCUCGAGCUCCGACGACGAGACCACGCUGGAUCGUUCUAACUCGCAGCAACAACAGCAGCAGACACCACCGGCCAGCAGCAUCAGGCGGUUCCUGAAGCUGUUGAUCGAGGCGAUCCGAAAAUCUCCCCCCAAAGAAAACGGCGUCUCGAUUGUACAGAUCAAAAAGUACCUCAGAGCCAACCAUCGGGUGAUGAAGAAGGAGAUGACGGAAAUACUGAAACCGACCAUGGAAAAAGCCCUUCGGGACCGCUUGGUGAUCAAGACCAGCGCAAAACAGUCCAUUCUGUCGGGAUCGGUGAAGCUGAACCCGGAUCUGGAGAAAGGGCUAGCGCUUUCGGAUGACAACAACAGCGGUGGAGAAGAGAAGUCAUCGGCGGAGGAGCAGGUUGACGAACAAGCGGCGACCAAUAAUGAUUCCAAUGACCGGAAACGGAAAGCCGAAGACGAACCGGAUCCUUUGCAAACGUACAUCGUCAAAAAGAAGCUCUUUCGCCCGAGAAGAACCUAACCGGGCGGGGGAGUUUGGAAUCGUUGAUUUAUUGAUUUUUGUACAAAAAUUUUGAAGUAACUUAAUGCGUUUUUUUGGGAACCUUUCGACGGGUUCGACAAAUUGUAAAAUUCUACCAAUUUUGCCGGACAAAAAUGUGUAGAAAUUUGUUCUGUUCUCAAUUGUCAAAAAAUUGUAUCUUGAGUGUUCUCGUAUCAUAAAGAUACCGAAGAACUGUUAAUAGGUAUAAUAUGUUGAUAGAAAACAUUGAUUGUUCGACAAAACAAGAGAAAUCCAGAGUUUCCCCAAAAUUUGAGACAUGUAAUUUUAUGUUGAAUUUGUAGAAUACGUGUAGAUCAUGUAAAGUUUGUAGAGUGUAUAAGGUGCAGAGAAAUUUCAAGAACCAAAUGAAUAAACGUAUCAAGUAACGAGAAAAACGACAGAAUAGCUGGAGAGUAAUAAGAGAUUUCAGUGCGAGAACAAAGGGACCUAACACCUAAUUAAUCUAAACCAAAAUUGUUUUUCAGAAACAUGUAGAAGUCUAAUUUCUGUUUUGAUAAUGUUAAAUUUCAACAGUUCUGUAUUACGUUUAGUAAUUAUACUCAUAGGAUAAGAAGCCAAAUAAAG